This is a messenger RNA of Cucurbita pepo subsp. pepo (vegetable marrow), 1740 nucleotides long. NCBI's taxonomy places the organism in Eukaryota, Viridiplantae, Streptophyta, Magnoliopsida, Cucurbitales, Cucurbitaceae. The record is from RefSeq and is a predicted model, not a curated record.
GUGCGUUUGAUUUGGGGGAAAAAAUCAUGAACCCUAAAUUGGAAGGAUGGUCAAAGGGGGAGAGAUUUGGAAGCAUUUGGGAUCCCAAAUGAAGAACGAAAUUGGAAAGCCACGUGAAACCAAAAAAAAACAGAGUCGAGAGUGGAGAGCGUAGUCCGAGCAAGCCGCCAGGUGUUCCUAUGGCGUAAUUUGUACAAGAUUCACGCCUUCCACGUCCGGCGCUGACAAAACAACGAACACCAAUCCGUUCUUCGCGCUCUGCUCGAUUCCCGAGAGAAUCGAAUCCCAAUUCCGACGCUCCACGCUGCAAUUCUCUGUAACUGCGAACUGACAGUCACCCAUUAAUGGAUUCCCGGCAAUUGGCUGCUUUACUCUCUUCUUUGAUCUCCCAACUACUCCUACUGCUAUUGCUACUCUUCCCUUCCUCCAACCCACAUUCCCUUUUGUCCAAUUCUUCAUCUGAUUCCAAUUUCUAUGCUAAUCUCUUUCCUCUCUUCAAUCACUUCCUGUUUUCCCAGCAAAUUGCUGCAUCCCUUUCGUUUCUCUCCGUUUCGCGUAAGAGGAAGAGGACGCAUUCGUCGGAGCUGCUUGAAUUAGGGCCAUCCGACAGCGGUGGUGAGGACGGCGGCCGUGGACGAGUCCAUCUGUUGCGGACUCGGAGUCCUGAUUCUUUCAGGAAUCACUUUCGAAUGACCUCCUCGACGUUUGAAUGGCUCUCUGGUUUGCUCGAGCCGCUUCUCGAAUGUCGCGACCCGGUAGGUUCGCCUCUUGAUCUCUCCGCGGAGAUUCGACUCGGUGUUGGCUUGUCUCGGCUGGCCACUGGCUGCGAUUUCUCGACGAUUUCGGACCAAUUUGGCGUCUCGGAGUCUGUAGCGAGGUUCUGUGCUAAGCAAUUGUGUCGUGUUCUCUGCACUAAUUUUCGCUUUUGGGUUGAAUUCCCUUGCCCCAGUGAGCUUGAAUUAACAUCCUCGGCCUUUGAAGAUAUUGCUGGGCUUCCGAAUUGCUGUGGCGUGAUUUCUUGUACAAGUAUUGUUGCAGGAUUUCGUGGCGAUAAAGACGACUCGACGGUGCUUAUGUCCACAACGCUAUUUAAAGACAUUGAAGAAGGAAGGCUACUGGGUUCUCCUCCUGUUUACCUUCAUGGGAUGGCUGUGAAUCAAUACUUAUUUGGACAUGGCGAAUAUCCAUUGCUUCCAUGGUUAAUGGUGCCUUUUGCAGGAGCUGUUUCAGGGUCUACUGAAGAGAGUUUCAAUGAAGCUCAUCGAUUGAUGUGCAUUCCAGCUCUGAAAGCCAUCAUUAGUUUGAGAAAUUGGGGAGUUUUGAGCCAACCAAUGCAUGAGGAAUUCAAAACUGCUGUUGCAUACAUUGGUGCUUGCUCAAUUCUUCACAAUGCUUUGUUGAUGAGGGAGGAUUUUACUGCCAUGGCUGAUGAAUGGGAGAGCUUAGCUUCACUCGAUCAUAGCUCUCAGUAUGUUGGUAUUGGAUUGAAUGAGGAUUCACCUGAUGAGAAGGCUUCUAUGAUACAGAAAGCCUUGGCUCUGAGAGCUAGAGAGCUUCACACUUAAAAUUUCAAGCUCAAGAACCCAGUUGAUUGGUGGAAUAAGUACAGAUCAUUUGAAAGAGAUUUCAUCUCUUAGGAUAUUUAUUGAAGGCAGCUCAUCCAGCUCCAUUCAACAAUUACUGUUGUAGGUAAUUGACGAUUCUUUUACAAAUUAUUAUAACAACGCGUUCUUCUUCUAA